AUGUAACCAGCCGUUAUCGUUGGGUUAAAUACAUGUCUUGAUACUUCCUUUUCCGGUUACAUAUUGAAAAUAGGCUACCAUGGCAGAGACCAAGGCACCUACUCCCAAUCCACCCAAAAAGUCUGGCAGACUCUACUGCAAGGCUGUGAUGACUGGGUACAAGCGCGGUCUACGUAACCAGCACGAUCACACUGCACUGCUCCGCAUUGAUGGGGUCACUGACAAAGACGAGACAGAAUUCUACCUUGGCAAGCGAUGUGCAUACGUCUACAAGGGCAAAAACAAGACUGCCUGCCCGGGCCACAAGGAAGCAAGUCGUAUCCGAGUGAUCUGGGGCCGGAUCACACGUUCCCAUGGUAACAGCGGCGCUGUCCGAGCAAAGUUCAACACGAACCUUCCAGCCACUGCCAUUGGCAAGAGAAUCCGUGUGAUGCUGUACCCAUCAAGAGUAUAGGAUGAUUUGCUAUGUACAAACAAGAAAAAAUAAAAAGAAAAAUACCACAA
Messenger RNA from Dreissena polymorpha, 504 nucleotides. Its product is annotated as 60S ribosomal protein L35a-like. Gene Ontology annotation, cellular component: ribosome; cytosolic large ribosomal subunit. The record is from RefSeq and is a predicted model, not a curated record. NCBI's taxonomy places the organism in Eukaryota, Metazoa, Mollusca, Bivalvia, Myida, Dreissenidae. Gene Ontology annotation, molecular function: structural constituent of ribosome. The transcript is spliced from 5 exons. The coding region runs from base 80 to 454 and encodes 124 amino acids. Gene Ontology annotation, biological process: cytoplasmic translation; ribosomal large subunit biogenesis.